AUGUAUCUUCAUGGAGCUAUGGCGACCAACAUGAAAGAAGAUGUCUACGAAAGUGAAGAGCCACUCACAGAGGCCGAUCGUGAUCAAAAGUACUUCCGCGAUGAAUUGACCCUUCCAGAAGAAUUGCAACUUGUUCAUUUGGACAUUGAUGGUGCCUUGAAACGUUUCCAAGGAAGGCUUUUGAAUGCUCAGAACGUUGAUUUUUCUGAUUCGAUCUCCCCUUUGGGGAAAAAGUCUUAUGGAAGCGUAGCUUACGUUCUCGAAAUUCAAGGUAAAAACAGCGAUGAACCUGAAACAUUCGAGCAAAAAUUCCAGAGACUUCACAUGGAAAUUGGAGAACUAGCUCAAUGUAUUCCGACUGGAAAGGACGAAGCUGUAACUACUAAAUCAACAUCGCUUUUAAAAUCCAUGUUGGAUGAGGUGAAAGCGAGGAAGGAUGUGGCAAAACCAACGAAGGGUGAUCAAACGGCGAAGAUUCCUGGCCCAUCGCAAGCUGAUGGAAAUGUGAAAUCACUUGAAAAACGUCUAGCGCGAAUUGAAAGUUUAACGGGUCAUCUUCCCGCUGGAGCGCAACCACUUACAGACGCCAUUGAAGAUCUUCGUUUGCGCACUGAUGUUUUAAAUCCAGCAUUUAUGGAGACAGCUGACAGUAAACUCGUUGCUUUGCUGAAUAAACUAAAGCAGGUAGAAGAGAAAAAGGGUAACUCGAAUGAAGAAAUCGAGCAAAACGUGAAUGAGCUAUUAGCAUUGAUGUCCAAAUGGGAUGGUGUAUGUGCUAACCUGCCAAGUAAAACCAAGAAGUUGAACUCGCUCUCUCGACUUCAUGAAUGUGCUCAACAGUUCUCGGAACGGCUAAACAGGCUCUCAAAUACACGAGAGAUGAUUGAAAAGGAGAUCCUCAAGAAUCGCACAAAUCUCGAUUUUGUUCACACAAUGGCUAAAAAUGAGGUGGCAGCUCUUGUAGCAAAGAUAGAGACAUUGGAAGGUCAUCUGAAGAAAAUGGAAAAA
Molecule: messenger RNA, 1008 nt
Organism: Mesorhabditis belari
Lineage: Eukaryota; Metazoa; Nematoda; Chromadorea; Rhabditida; Rhabditidae
Source: the annotation of a GenBank genome assembly